Cetraspora pellucida is the source of this 369-nucleotide messenger RNA. Lineage: Eukaryota; Fungi; Glomeromycota; Glomeromycetes; Diversisporales; Gigasporaceae. The record is from the annotation of a GenBank genome assembly.
AUGGUAGGUUUCCCUGCCUCUCCCGCCCCCGAUAACGGAGCUGAUAGAUCACCAGUAGGUUCCCCUGCCUCUCCUUCUUCUCCCCCUGCCCCCGUUGAUGCCCCUGAUGAUAGAACUGACAGCUUUCCAGAAGAAUGUAUACGAAGAUGGCGGCGAAAACAUAGGUGGACUCACACAGAGCUGAAAGCUCUACAAUCUGGGAUGGAUAGGUUUGGAACUUCGUGGGCUAACAUUAAAAAAACAUAUGGCAGUACUAAAGGCCCUUUGCGUCGAAGAUCUCAAAUGGAUCUUAAGGACAAAGCAAGAGCUGAACUAGAGUUCAGGAUUAAAAAUAAAUUACCUCGCGGAAUAUUCGCUCUUGUUAGGUAA